AUGGAAGAAACAAGGCGUUUACUUCAACAAAGUAAGGACGAACUUACUGUGCCAUUACGUCAGACACCCACUCUUGAGGCGACCAUCUGGGUUGCUAAGUCUGUUGAUGAAGUGAUCAAUGGUAGUAUCGCCAGCAAGGUUGAGGUUGGCAAGAAGAGGAAAUUUGAGGGUUCUUCAAGGUCUGCCAAGAACAACAUGUCCUCGAAGUCUGGAGGAGUAGGUGAAGCAAAAUGGUGUGACAAGUAUGGAAGGAAACACAAUGGUAGAUGCCCUAAGGAAGUAACCUACUUCAAAUGCAGGAAGACUGGUCACUAUGCCCACGAAUUCCCAACCGAGGAAGAAGUUUACUUUAAGUGUAGUAAAGAGGGACACUUCAAGCAAGAAUGUCCAAUAAGAGCUACAAAACCAAGUGUACCACCGAAGCACCAUGGGAGAGUAACUUGUUUUAAGUGUGGAAAGCAUGGGCACUACACUGAUGAGUGUACAUUCAACACCAGGAAGAACUAUGGGAGAUGCUAUGAAGAAGUGACUUCUUUUAAGUGUGGGAAGAAUGAGCAUUACACCAAUAUCUGUACAUCCAGCAAGAGGUUCUAUUACGAAUGUAGGAACAAUGGACAUAUAUCAAAGGAUUGCCCAAAGAAAAGUGAAGCAGCAAGAGUGAAUGCACCUCCAAAGCCAAGAAGCAUCCCUAACGAAGCAGCUGACAACGCAAUGAAGAGUAAGGAUUGA
This is a messenger RNA of Lactuca sativa (garden lettuce), 729 nucleotides long. The record is from RefSeq and is a predicted model, not a curated record. NCBI's taxonomy places the organism in Eukaryota, Viridiplantae, Streptophyta, Magnoliopsida, Asterales, Asteraceae.